AUGGCCGGUUUUGGCUACUUUAAGGACUUCCCCGAGAUUCUUCACCGGCUCUUGGAAGGACCUGAUGUCACCCUUCAGGAUGAGAAUAGUAAAAGAGAUAUCCCAACCUCCUCUAGAUCCGCGAGGAUACAGGCCAACUUAAGAGCUCAGGCGAUUAAGAAACAGGAUGCUAGGAUCCAAAGGCAUGCCAAGCAGAUCGAAAAGGCCAAGAAGGCCGUUGAAAGAUAUGGGAGCGACCCGGAUUACAAAUUCUUGCACCAACGGCUACCGGAGGUCUACAUUGGCGCCAACGACUGGGCCAAUAUUCCUUACCACAGGGUGGCUUCAGUGGCUAUGAAAUUCUACAAGGAAAAGUUUCUGUUUCACGAUAAGGAAAGAUUCCAAGAGUACCUGAACCAUGUGAAAGUAGGCAAGGCUAAAAUUGCUGCAGGUGCUUUGCUACCACACGAACUCAUUGCAUCAAUGAAUAUGUAUGGUGGUGCAAGUCAAGUUGCUGAGCUUCAAUGGCAAAGAACGGUGGAGGAUGACUUGGCCAAGAAUGGUAAAUUGAAAAACUGUCUCACAAUCUCUGAUGUUUCCGCCAGCAUGAUUGGACUACCAAUGGAGGUGUCCAUGGCCCUGGGUGUUUUGGUCUCUGAACUGAGCGACGAGCCAUGUAAAGGAAAUCUCAUCACUUUCAGCGAAAACCCGACAUUCAGAGAGUUCGAGGAAACAGUUAGGAAACCCAGACAGAUUUCGUGA
This is a messenger RNA of Oldenlandia corymbosa var. corymbosa, 741 nucleotides long. The record is from the annotation of a GenBank genome assembly. Lineage: Eukaryota; Viridiplantae; Streptophyta; Magnoliopsida; Gentianales; Rubiaceae.